Sungouiella intermedia is the source of this 1509-nucleotide messenger RNA. Lineage: Eukaryota; Fungi; Ascomycota; Pichiomycetes; Serinales; Metschnikowiaceae. The record is from the annotation of a GenBank genome assembly.
AUGGCUAUGGCAGAUAGAAGACCUCUCGGCAUCCCAGUCGCUUCAACUCAUGCAUCUCCAACUUACAAUGCUAACUCGAGUAUGAAGCUGACCAUCUCUGAUUUAAAGGGAUCCUACCCCGAGAAUGAUAUCACCUCCUUCAACUCCGACAAGAGCUUGAGCCCCGACUUGUCGCCCACGCUGCGCAGCAUCUCUCCUGACUCGUUGAUGAACUCGGCCCAGGGUCUGGUAAAGAAACUGACGGCCUCCGUUAGUUCCAGAGACUCCACACCCCCAGCCGCCAACACACUGACCUCUGCUUCCAACUACUUCCCGAAGGCUACCAUUGCGGGUCCGAUUUUGGGCAAGAAACCCAAGAUUUCCACCCGGGUGCCUAUUGCAACUGGCAUCUCCACUACCAUUCCAGUGACUGGUGAAAAGCCCAAGCCGGAUCAGGAAGGCGAUGCCUCGUUGGAAGACGAUGUGUUGUACGCUAUUUUCUUGAUUUUGUACGAAAAAGACGCCGAAGGUGCUGGUAUGACCGUCAAGCAGAUCUGUGAUAUUCUCAUUGAGAGACAUCCAGAUAUGGCGCAGUUGUCCAGUAAGACGUCCAAUUUGGUGAGUGCCAAAUUGAAUGCAUACGUCAAACGUGUUGAGAAGGGUGACUCCAACUUGAAGUACGCCCUUUCCCGAGAAUGGGCCGAUGCUCUGCCCAAGCGUAUGGUUUACGUCUACCGUGGACUAUUGGCCAAGGACUUCCACGUCCACGUCAAGAAUGCCAUGGAUGUCCAGAAGCUGCAGGGAAACCUGAAGUUUAUGCAACUGGGCUCGACGUUCACCACUGACAGCUUCGAGGCUGCCAAGCAGUCGGCGUUGUUGAAGCAGCGCAGACAAACCAUGUUUGACUUGGGUUCGACUAGACCCACGUUUCUGGAAAGCCCAAUUGACCGCAGCAACUUGUUUGUUCCAUACUCCUCUGCCCCGGUGGCUGCAUCGUUCUCUUCUCUUCACGACGGUGACAGAUCUAAGAACGACGACGACGACGACGAACCGGAACAAGACCACGCAAGUGCUGCUCCUACUCCUACCACCACCUCUGUUAAGAAGCUCGCCAACGACUCGGACUUUGACUUUGACGAUUUGGAGGUGUUUAACGACACCGACGAUGACGCUUCAGACUUCACCAUUGAAACCAUGAAGAAGAAUGGUAAACGGUCUAAGUCCAUGUCCUACUUGUCUACUACCAAGAAGACAAAGUUUCUCACUGCCGCUGCUGCUGCUCCAAGAGCACCUAAGACUCCAUGUUCCCACAGUGCCAACGCAGCUGCUGCUGGCGCUGCCUUACAUGCUGCUGCUCUCAAGGCUAUUUCGGGCACCUCUUCUGGUCACAGCUCUCAAUCUUCUAGUGGCAGCACCUCGCCCAAGUCUCAGCGGAACUGGGCAACGGUGGUGCGUUCUGGAUUUUUGACCCAAGAGAUUGGUGCUCCGGAAGACCUCAACUUGUCUGAUUUGGACAAGUUUUUCAGUUGA